AUGUUCAAGAAUAUAUUCCGUACAACUGCCUCAUUAGCCACUAGAUCUGUCGUCAUUACAACUAGACCAACAUAUGUUGCUCCAAGUUUUAUUCGUCUAUAUUCUGCAAGCGCUUUAAAUAAAGAAGAUGUAACAAAGAGAGUUGUUGAUGUUAUUAGAAAAUUUGAUAAGUCUCUAGCUAAUUCACAAAUUGAGCCUAAAAGUUUAUUCCAUAAGGAUUUAGGUCUGGAUUCUUUGGAUACCGUGGAGCUACUGGUCGCUAUCGAGGAAGAAUUUGAUCUGCAACUACCAGAUAAAGUUGCCGAUGAGCUAAAGAGUGUCGGCGAGACAGUGGACUACAUUAUCUCUAACCCAGAAGCUAAUUAA
Messenger RNA from Tetrapisispora phaffii CBS 4417, 366 nucleotides. It is a transcript of the gene ACP1, whose product is annotated as acyl carrier protein. Gene Ontology annotation, cellular component: mitochondrion. The record is from RefSeq and is a predicted model, not a curated record. Lineage: Eukaryota; Fungi; Ascomycota; Saccharomycetes; Saccharomycetales; Saccharomycetaceae. Bases 1 to 366 code for a protein of 121 amino acids. Gene Ontology annotation, molecular function: acyl binding; acyl carrier activity. The transcript has a single exon. Gene Ontology annotation, biological process: fatty acid biosynthetic process.